Molecule: messenger RNA, 1509 nt
Organism: Monodelphis domestica (gray short-tailed opossum)
Lineage: Eukaryota; Metazoa; Chordata; Mammalia; Didelphimorphia; Didelphidae
Source: RefSeq, a predicted model, not a curated record
GAUUAUGGGCUAGGCUGAGUUUCUUCCCUCCUUUAAUCUGUUCCACUCAAUCCCCUGGUUUUUUUUCCCAAAUGAUAUCAUAGUCUUUUUCUCUUGCUUCUGUAGUUAGGUGAUAAUCACUCCAAAUUUCCUCUGUGGGAUCUACGCCACUAACAAGAAUUCCUAGUUCCGAUUCUGAAUUAAGGUUAAAUGCAAGUAAUUAUGAAAAGAGUCAGAAUGGCUAAAGUCCAGUGUGAAGUGGGACUUCUGAAAAAGUUCUAAGGACAACAAAAAGGACUUUUCAAGAUAAACUGGUAGUAGACAAAAGAAUGAGCUCUCAGCUCUUCUCCCAAGCUCGCUGCCAGGAUCCUCGGCUGCAGUUGCAUCCCUUAGACAAGAUGGUGAAGGUCAGAGUCAAUGGAUUUGGCCGUAUUGGACACCUGAUGACCAGGGCAGCAUUCAACUCUAAUGGAGUAGAUAUUGUGGCCAUCAAUGACCCCUUCAUUGACCUCAGCUACAUUUACAUGUUCCAGUAUGAUUCCACCCAUGGGAAAUUCAAGGGCACUGUAAAGGCAGAGAAUGGAAAGCUGGUGAUCAAUGGAAAACCCAUUACCAUCUUCCAGGAGAGGGAUCAUAAAUGGGGAGAUGCUGGAGCCGAAUAUAUUGUGGAGUCCACUGGCGGCUUUACCACCAUGGAAAAGACUGGGGAUCACUUGAAGGGUGGAGCCAAGCGGGUCAUUAUCUCUGUUCCUUCUGCUGAUGAUAACUCCCUCAAGAUCAUCAGUAAUGCCUCCUGCACUACCUACUGCUUGGCCCCCUUGGCCAAGAUCAUUCAUGACAACUUCAACACUGUGGAAGGAUUCAUGACCACAGUCCAUGCCAUUGCCGCUACCCAGAAGACAGUAGAUGGCCCCUCUGGCAAGCUGUGGUGUGAUGGGCUUGGGGCUGUCCAAAAUACCAUCCCUGCUUUCACUGGUGCUGCCAAGACUGUGGGCAAGGUCAUACCUGAGCUGAAUGGGAAGUUCACAGGCAUGGCCUUCCAUGUUCCUACUCCCAAUGUGUCCAUGGCGGAUCUGACUUGCCACCUGGAGAAAGUUGCCAAAUAUGAUGACAUUAAGAAGGUGGUGAAGCAAGCUGCAGAGAGAUCCUUAAAGGGCAUCUUGGGCUACAUAGAGGACCAGGUUGUAUCCUGUGACUUUAACAGUGACACCUGCUCUUCUACCUUUGAUGUUGGCACUGGCAUUGAGUUCAAUGACCAUUUUGUCAAGCUCAUUUCUUGGUAUGACAAUGAGUACAGUUACAGCCACUGUGUUGUAGACCUCAUGAUGUACAUGGCCUCCAGGGAGUAAAGUGUAAAGCCAUGGGUCUUCAUCCCCAGCCAAAAAGGAGUACUUCCACCACUGGGGAGCCCACAUCCAUAAUAACCUAUGUCCUCUAUGCUGGGGAUCUCAUGCCCAUUCACAUCCCUGCCCCAAAGCACCCCUGUAGUUGGGGGGAGGAGCAUAGAGUCCUAUCUUGUGUACCAUCAAC